GUAUAAGCGGCAUCACUAGUACCUUAGAGUCUACUUCACGUCAGUGCACCAACGCCAAAGCAAAAGGAACACCGUUAACUUCACAGAAGAUGCACCGAACUAUACCAUCUGAUAAAAUUAACCUUCGUUUAAUCCUCGUUAGUGGGAAAACCAAAGAAUUUAUAUUUAACCCAUCAGAUUCUGCUGGCGAUAUUGCACAAACAGUAUUCGAUAAUUGGCCAACUGAUUGGAAGCGCGAAGCUGUUUCAAAGGCUGAAAUUUUACGUUUGAUUUAUCAGGGACGUUUCCUACAUUGCAAUGUAACGUUAGGAGCACUGGGACUUCCAUUAGGCAAAACGACUGUUAUGCAUUUAGUGCCUCGUGAUAAUUUGCCUGAACCCAAUUCGCAAGAUCAAAGACAAAAGAGUAAAGGUGGUUCUGGAAGUUGCUGUUCAACAACGUGCUGCAUUUUGUAACUAAUUUUGUAUAUAAAAUAAAUUACUUAAAUGAAUUAAUGAUAAAAGAAGUUAUACAAAUUAUUAACAUUCAUAAAGUUUUUAGGAAUCAAAACAACAAACUUCGUUUCGUUAGAAACAUUAAUGUAUAUAAAAAUAUAUUUUAUUGAUACACACUAUAAAUGCUGGAAUUUGUAAGCAUUAGCUAAAUGCAAAAUGCUUUUUCUGUUCUACGCUGUAACAGACUGCUUAAAAAAUAAUAGCAUGUAAUAUAUUACAAUACAAUAUACGUUGAGAAAUCUUUACCGUAAUGUUAACUGAAAAAGAAAAAAUCUGUAUGCACUAACUAAGCAAACUAUAAAAAUAAGAUAAUCAAACCAAAUGUACCCAAGUCUUAAAUAUAAUAUGUAUGUAUUUACACCCUUA
Molecule: messenger RNA, 860 nt
Organism: Drosophila obscura
Lineage: Eukaryota; Metazoa; Arthropoda; Insecta; Diptera; Drosophilidae
Gene: UBL3
Product: ubiquitin-like protein 3
Exons: 6
Coding region: 90-455 (121 amino acids)
Molecular function (GO): protein binding
Source: RefSeq, a predicted model, not a curated record